CUCUCCACAGGGCUUCCCCCAGGGGCUGCUCUCCAUUUCCACCUGUGCUCACAAGCUUCUGUUUUGUGUUAAAAUUCUUCCAACUGAGAUGGAACUUGUAAAAGUUCAUAAAUCUUAGUGCACAGCUUGGAGAAUUUUAUAUAUAUCUUUACCACCCAGAUCAAGACAUAAAGUAAGUGAUCUCCCCAGAAGGGUCUUUUGGGCCCUUCCCCAGUCAGUCAGCCACAUCCCUGGAGGCAGCCAGGAUCAUAACUUCUGUCACUGUAGAUGUGUUUGUCCUGUCCAUGGACAGGGAAGCACAGGAUGCCCUCUGGUGUCUUUUUUUCACUUAAUGUAGUGUUCAUGAAAUUUCUCUUUGUUGCAUUAUCCGUAGUUUAUUCUUUUUAAAGAUUGCUGUGUAAUCCUCCGUCGUCUGCAUACACCGCAGUUAAAGAAUUCCGUCCUGUUGGUGGACACUUGGGUUCUUUCCAGGUUUUGCUGUUAUGAGCAAAGCUGCUGUGCAUGUUCUUGUGCAGGUCCGACUGUGGACAUGUGUUCUCGUUUCUCCUGGAGUGGAGCUGCUGGGUCGCGGGCAGGCAUGUCUGUAGCUUCAGGAGAUAUUGGCAAACACUUCCAGAGUGGUUGAAACAAUUUGUGUUACCCUCAUCAAGGAACGCAAGUUUCAUUGGCUUCACAUCCUCAACCAUACAUGCUUCUGUCCGUCAGUUUCAUUUUCGCUAUGUUAGUGGUGAGUGAGGGGUUUCUUGGGUUUGUGUGCGUGUCUUGGUGAGUAAUGGCAUGGUAGAUGGUUGCCACAGUGACUUCUGCCAGCCCUCCAUGUACAUCUCUUUUCCAUGUGCCUUUGCUGCUCCUCCUAUCAAGAGGUGGAGCUUAUUUCUCUACACCUUGAAGAUGAGCUUGACCAGGGGACUUGCUCUGGCUGGUGGAACGUUGUCAAACAUGAUGGAAACAGAGGCUUGAAAAACCUCCUUGGGCACCGGCGUUGGCCCUCUUGUAGCUGUGGUUAGAUUCCUGAGAGCCGAGCCUGGAGAAGCCCGGGUGAGCCUCCUCCAGGACGCCAGACCUCGCUACCCACGCCAGACUGGGGGUGAGGCGGCCAUAGGCCAUCUGCCCCAGGCUAGCCACCAGGUGGCUGGACCACGUGAGCGGCCCCAGGUGAGACCACCGGCAGAACCGCGCGGCUGGGAGCGGCUCAGAUCCCGGCUCAGCAUCAUGAGGUGGUCACGCCAGCAGUGGGUAACUGACAGGUCAGGGUCGGAGACAGGAUGCUGCUGGGACAAGAACCCGAAAUGUGGCCUUGAUGUUGGAACUCGGCGGCAAGACAGCGGCUGAAAGGGGUGAGGAGACCUCAAGGUGGGAGGAGGUGCUACCGCAGGUUGGAGACAGGCUGUGUGGUCAUGUGGUCGGGGCGCCAUGGGCACAAGUGUCUGCGGCGACUCGGAGCAUGGAACGUGUCCUCUGUGCUCACUCAUCUGGAGGAGGGGGCUCCCUUCGCCGCCUCUGCCCCCGCCUUCCCCAUGGGCGCCUCUGGUGGUCCGUGAAGAGUCCUCUGCCGCGGCUCCCGGGUCGCCUCCCCUCCACCAGCCCAACGCGGCCUUCGGCACCCGGGUGAGCAUUUCAGCAGAAACCUCGCGCCCCGCAGGGCAGCCUGUGCUCCUGUGCGUCUCUUCCCAGGUUUCAGGCUCUCGGGUGCCUGUGACCUCGGCUUUCUGAUGGCUUCAAGAAAAUGACGUUUUUGUCAGUUAUUCAGCCUUUCCUGGAUGUGAGCCCUACCAGGUCUCUACGUCCAAGGCAGAAGCCAGAGACGGGGUUCUUUACUCCCUAAAUCACACUGCUUUUGGGAAUCGCUUAUUGGGUUUUAUCUUCUCUUUUCUGUAAGCUCCUGAGAUGAGAGACCACGCAGAGCCCCUUCCUUUAAGCCUAACUUAGAGCUAGGCAGAAAAUACGCUUUCAGCGCGCGUGUCCAGUUUAGACGCCUUCCUAUGGAGCAAGUGUCUCCGGGAGGAGGGCGCGGCCCCGCCUUCCUGCCUGGCACAUGCCCCAGGAGGAGCGCGCGGCCCCGCAUUCCUACCGGGCACGUGUCCCCAGGAGGAGCGUGCGGCCUCUGAGCCGCGAGGCUGCAGGUCCUGCGGGCGGGCCCUCCCAGCACGAGUCGAAGCCACGGCCUUGAAAUGCGUGCCGCCUUGCGGUCCACAGAGGGAGGAGCGCGCAGUGCGUGGCCCUCACGGGAACGUCGUCAGGGGCGGUUCCUGGGCGUCCACAUGCGUCUGAGGCUGUGCUCAGACUCGACAGGACAGAAGGAGUGUGUGAGGAUCAACGAUUCCCGGAGAGGGCUGACCCACCCGCCACACCUUCACAGGACACCCUUCCCGAGAAGGGGGAUUCUGGAACCUGGGCUGGAGACGGUGGGCACUCUGGAGGGGCAGGCGAGGGGAGCAGGGCUUCAGGGAACGCUGGAGGCCCCCUUUGCUCUAUUGUGUGGAUUCCUUUUUCUUUUUGCAGUGACUCUUCUGUCAGAAAAAGCCGCUGGUGGGCCACGUUGUUAGAUGAGAUGUUGCCGGCUGAGAGCAUCUUCCUUUGGUGAAGCGCCGGGCCCUGGCGCGGAUCCCCUGAAGCGGGCGGCAGAGGGCGGUGGAGGCAGGACUGCAGGCGGCAGACGUGCUCCUCAUGGACUUUCAUGCUCCGAUUGGGAGUCCUGCGUUUCCCACAAGGGAGGCCUGAGGAAGACCAUGCCCUUCCCUGGAAGAACGUGGGUUGCAGGCUCAGUCUGCUCCAGGCUUUGCUUCCUGCUCUCUCAGUGUCCUUUGGUCACAUGACCACUUCACAUUUAUAUUUUUUCCUCUCCACCUUUUGACUCCUCUUGUCCCGAUUUCCCAAACACCAGAUCCUGGAUGACCAUCUUCUCUGCCCAGCAACACUGGGCACCCAGCUAGGCUCUCUACCCAAGUUGUUUUGUGUUUCAUUUUCUGCUUUUCUUUGCAUCUGCUCUGGUUAUACUAAUUAAACAAGAGAGUGAUUUAGUAGAAGGAGCACAGGCUUUUCCAGUAGAGAGCCCAGAAGCUAAUUCUUGGCCCUGUCAGUUAAUAGUUUUGUGAUAGGAGACAAGUUUCUUCAUUGAUGUUCAAUUUAGAGAGUUGUAGGAACCCUUUGGUGAGCUAGUCAUGAAGCUUCCUUUCGGGGGCACAGUCCCAUCCCAUGCUUCCUUGUCAAUAGGAAGCCUGAGCCACCACCCAGUAGGCUGGCUGUACGUCCCCGGUGAGGCCAAGAGUGAAAGCAGAACUGGGGGUGUGUUAAUCACAGGAGAGGGAGAAAGCAUCUGUGCUGGCUGUUUCCUGUGUCAGUUACCGAGGGAGCCCGCACGUGAGAAUUCUCAUGUGCUUUGUUUGAACAGGAAAUAUUUUUUACUUAACAUCAAAGACAGAAAUUCUCCACAGCUGAGCUUGAUCGCCUCUGCACUGUGAGAAGUUAUUGACCAUUUCUCCCAGGACACACUUCAGCAGGAAACCCUCAGGGAACUUUGAGGAACAAGAUUCAUUACUCACAGGUCCUGGAGGAUGCACGGCACGCCCGAGGCUGCCCGGCCCAGUUUCCAGAGCUCUUCCUCUUCUGACAGUGGUCAUCCUCCCCUCCUUGUUCUCUGGUCCCCAGCCGGCAGCUGGCGCCCUCCAUUCCUGACUGCAGUCUGCAUCCUCAUGGUGUUCUGAGUCUGUUGCUGUUACCCCAGGUCCGUGUCUCCACCUGAGAGGUCCUGGCAAUCCCAUGGUGGUUGUAAAGAUGAGGACGAGUGCAGGUCCCAGUGGCAUCAAUGCCACAACUCCACUGUCUGCGUCAACAUUGUGGGCUCCUACACAUGCCACAGCUGCCAAGGGUGCGUGCCCAAACCUGAAUUCCUGAAUAAGCAAAUGACCACCGUGUGUGAAGAGAUGUCCUUCCCCACGUGGACUCCGCCCCCUGGAAUGAAGAACGAGUGUCUCCUGCUUCUUUGAAAAAGUCCAGGAUCUGGGCAGAGACUUAGAGCCAGCCUCGGCCCAGGACACCGUCCAGAGCAGUUACUCUGAAUGAACCAUUGCAGAAGUGGAAAAUGAGAAGUUAACUUGACUUUAAGGAAUGCUGGCAAAGCCUGAACUACUGCCAUCUAUGUGGACGCAGAGAAAUCUCCAUGUCGAUACAAAGAGAGGUCAAGUUGGCGGGUGUUUUUAGUAAAAUACUAGAUAAUUCUACAAGUUUAUUACCAUUUGAAUGUUUACAAGGCUAUGCACUUAUUUAACUUUCAUAAUUAAAAAGUUGUUUCUACGUUUAGCAGAACAAGUUAUGAUUUUGUGAUAGUUGAGGAUAUCUCUUUAAGGGGGGUUAGAACAUAUCUCUGGUGUUUGAGGUAUUGUAUUGUUUUUUAUUGAGGUCAUAAUAGUUUAUAACAUUGUGAAAUUUCAGUUGUACAUAUUAUUUGUCAGUCACCAUAUAAUGUGCCCCUUCACCCUUUGCGCCCACCCCCUUGCCCCUGGUAACCACUGAACUGUUCUCUUUGUCCAUGUGUUUAUCUUCCACAUAUGAGUGAAAUAAUAUGGUGUUUGCCUUUUCUGUCCAGCUUAUUUGGCUUAACAUAAUACCCUCAAGGUGCAUCCAUGUGCUUGCAAAUGGGACAAUUUUGUCCUUUUAUUAUGGCUGAGUAGUAUUGCAUUCUAUAUAUAUACCACAUCUUCCUUAUCUAGUCCAGUCGUGGGCGCUUGGGUUGCUUCCACAUCUUGGCUAUUGUGAAUAGUGCUGCAGUGAUCAUAGGGGUUCAUAAGUCUGUUUGAAUUGUUGAUUUCAAGUUCUUUGGGUAAAUGCCAAGUAAUGGGAUAACUGGGUCGUAGGGUACUUGUAUUUUUAAUUUUUUGAGAAAUUUCCAUGUUGUUUUCCAUAGUGGCUGCACCAGCUUGUAUUCCCACCAGCGGUGGAUAAGGGUUCCCUUUUCUCCACAACCUCUCCAACAUUUGUUAUUUUUUGUCUUGGUGAUUAUAGCCAUUCUAACAGGUGUAACAUGAUACCUAAGUGUAGUUUUGAUUUGCAUUUCUCCCAUGAAGGGGAAUGGAGGUACUAUGGACCAUCAGACUGCAGCAACUUCUGGGCAGAUGUGACUCAGCAUGUCCGUUGCAGGCAGCACAUCGGCCAACCACAUUUACUUUAAGGACUUGGGUCAUGAGAUUGUGGAGGUUGGAAAGUCCAAAACCUGCCGGCAGGCUGGAAACCCAGGGAAGACUCGAUGUUGCAUCUCAAGUCUGAAGCCAGUCUGGAAGCAGCAUUCCCUCUUCCUCAGAGGGGGAUUCUUGGUGCUGCUGCUGUUGUCAUUGGGACUUGCAGCCCAGAACCUUAGAGCCUCUGCCUCCGAAGCCUCUGCCCCUCCAGGCUGUGCUCCCUGGUGCCCUCGGAACUCCGUAUGUGUCAGUGCCACCACCUGUCGCUGCCGUCCAGGAUUCAGCUCCUGGUCUGGGGAGAUCAUCACCAGCCCCGCAGACAGUUGUGAUGACAUCAACGAAUGUGGACCACCCUUGGCGGUGUCCUGCGGAAAAUUCGCGGAUUGCCAGAAUGUGGAUGGGAGCCACUACUGCACAUGUAGCCCAGGAUAUGGGCUCGUUUCUGGGGCAACAACGUUCAGAAACGAGAGUGAGAACACGUGUCAAGACGUGGACGAAUGUCAGCAGAAACCCAGAAUCUGUAAAGGCCGCAGUGUCUGCAUCAACACCCUGGGCAGCUAUACCUGCACGUGCCCGCCCGGCUUGGAGCUCAACCCAAAGGACCCGAAUCUGUGCACAGAUGUGAACGAAUGUGCCUCGGGGCACAAUCCCUGCCACAGCUCCACCCACUGUCUCAACAUCGUGGGCGGCUACAAGUGCCACUGCUACCCUGGCUGGAAGCCGGUUCCUGGGUCCCCCGAAGGCCCAGACAGCACCAUCUGUGCAGAUGUCGACGAGUGCAGCUCCGGGCGGCACCCAUGUCACAGCUCCACCAUCUGCGUCAACACCGUGGGCUCAUAUAGGUGCCACUGCCACCCAGGGUGGACACCCCUGCCGGGGCUCCGGGACAACCAAAACACCACCGUGUGCGAAGAGGUGUCCUUCCCCAUCUGGACUCCGCCCCCAGGAAUCCAGAGCCAGCAUCUCUCCCACUUCUUUGAAAGAAUCCGGGAUCUGCGCAGACGCUUCCAGUCAGCCUCGGCCCAGGACACCUUCAAGGGUCUCAUACACGCGGUGGAUCAUCUGCUGGAGACCCCAGGGGACCUGGAGACCCUGCCCCGCUCAGAGCAGCACUGUGUGGCCGCUAACCUGCUCUUUGGCCUGGAGGAUGUCCUGAGAGGGCUGAGCCAGGCCCUGUCCAAUGGGUCGUUGACCUUCAAUUCACCUGCAGGCACAGAGCUGACCCUGGAGGUGCUGGAGCGGAACAGGAGUAUCUCCUUGAGUCAGAAUCGGGCAAAGAUGCUGCUGAACUGGGAGACGGUGCAGGGAUCUGCUGACUCAGGCCCUUCUGUGGUGGGCCUUGUCUCCACCCCAGGGAUGGGAAAGCUGCUGGCUGAGGCGCCCCUGGUCCAGGACCAUGAGAGGCAGGAAGUUGUAUGGGAGACACACAAGGACUUGCUGCAGGAAGUCACCCAUGUCCUGCUCUCAGAUGUCAUCACCGCCUUUUCGAGCAACAAUGACACUCAGAACCUCAGCUCCCCAGUCACCUUCAUCUUUAACCAUGUGAGUCCAGGGCCAAGGCAGAAGGUGCUCUGUGUCUUCUGGAACCGUGCUCAGGGUGGAUGUGGUCAUUGGGCCACCACAGGCUAGACUGUGGGCACUAGAGACACCAGCACCACCUGCCAGUGUACCCACCUCAGCAGCUUUGCCGUCCUCAUGGCCCACUACAACGUGCAGGAGGAGGAUCCCAUGCUGGCUGUGAUCACCCACAUGGGGCUGAGCCUCUCUCUGCUGUGCGUCCUCCUGGCGGCCCUCACCUUCCUGCUUUGCAGAGCCAUCCAGAACAUCAGCACCUCGCUCCACCUGCAGCUCUCGCUCUGCCUCUUCCUGGCCCACCUCCUCUUCCUCACGGCCAUCGACUGAACGGAGAUCCAGGUGCUGUGCGCCAUCAUCGUGGGUGCCUUACACUAUCUCUACCUGGCUUCCUUCACCUGGAUGCUGCUGGAGGGCCUGCACCUCUUCCUCACUGUGCGCAACCUGAUGGUGGUCAACUACUCCAGUGUGAGCAGGUUCAUGAAGAAGCUCAUGUCCCCUGUGGGCUACGGGGUCCCGGCCGUGAUCGUGGCCAUUUCUGCAGCAUCCAGGCCAGACCUUUAUGGAACAACCACCCGCUGCUGGCUCCGCUCGGAAAGUGGAUUUAGAUGGGGCUUCCUUGGACCAGUCUGUGCCAUCUUCUCUGUCAACGUUGUUUUCUUUCUGAUGACUCUCUGGAUGUUGAAAAGCAGACUCUCUUCCCUCAACAGUGAUGUGUCCACCCUGCAGGACACAAGGAUGCUGACUUUUAAAGCUAUAGCUCAGCUCUUCAUCUUGGGAUGCACAUGGUGUCUGGGAAUCCUGCAGGUGGGUUCAGCUGCCCGUGUCAUGGCCUACCUCUUCACCAUCAUCAACAGCCUGCAGGGCGUCUCCAUCUUCCUGGUGUACUGCCUCCUCAGCCAGCAGGUUCGGGAACAAUACGGGAAAUGGUUCAAAAGGGUCAGGAAACCCAAAGCUGAGUCUGAGACUUUCACGCUUUCAAGCAGGGCCGUGUCUGAUGACUCCAAACCCAUCACGGUAUGAUCAUGCGUUGCUCCCAGAAUACUUCACCAACUGAUCUGCUUGAGCAGCAUGUGCCUAUCACACUGGACAACCUGGGUGAACAGCAGGUCAUGCCCCAGGAUGGCUCACAGUUGCUUUACUCCUGGACUUGUUAACAACUAGCAAUGGUCUCAGUUUAAAAGUCUAUUUUAAAAAACAUUUUGCUGUUACUCCUUUGGGAACUGUGUUCAUCUUGACCUUUACACAUCAGUGCUCUUACUGAAGACCUGCUAUGUGCCAUUCAUGGUUAACUAGAUAAGCAAGAAUCAAUGAUCUGAAGUGAUGAUGCACGUUAUGCUCAGAGCCACAUUAUUCUAUCCUUCCUCUCUGCGCCCCUUCUAUGUCACAGUAACUCAGCUGCACUCACAAAAAGGGACAAAUGGAAGGAAAUGAUGCAUGUAUUUAUGAAUUAAACAGAAAUGUGUUACCUGGCA
This is a messenger RNA of Equus caballus (horse), 8221 nucleotides long. Lineage: Eukaryota; Metazoa; Chordata; Mammalia; Perissodactyla; Equidae. The record is from RefSeq and is a predicted model, not a curated record.